This is a messenger RNA of Microdochium trichocladiopsis, 986 nucleotides long. RefSeq lists its product as uncharacterized. The transcript has a single exon. Bases 262 to 876 code for a protein of 204 amino acids. Lineage: Eukaryota; Fungi; Ascomycota; Sordariomycetes; Xylariales; Microdochiaceae. The record is from RefSeq and is a predicted model, not a curated record.
GGAUUCUUGUACAACCCCGAUCGUUCCAUUGAUAAGAACAGCAAGGAACUGCCCUGCGGUAUAGCAGACGUAGCUGCAGCAUUCGAAUGGGUACGAGCCAACAUAUCUGCCUUUGGAGGAGAUCCAGGCAAUGUCACGUCCUUCGGGCAGUCCGCGGGCGGAUACAUCACGCAGACGCUCCUCGAGCUACGACCUGAUCUCUUGGAGCGCGGCAUUUUGCAGAGCAGCCCUGCCGCCAUUACAACCCCUCCUGAGCUGGGCAUGGCAGUCCGAAAGGACUUUGAAGAGAAUCUACCAAGCGGAGUGACGGUUGACAGCGCAAGCACUGAACAAAUCACUGCUGCUCAGUUGGCGACGACAAUGAAUUUCGCAAAGACCACUCCGGCACCCUUUGCACCGACGGCAACCUUUGGCCCCGGACUAUCACCCGACGACAAAAUCAGAGGAACCGGUCGUGCAGCUCUUGCUUCAGGAAGUAAGAAGAAGAAAAUCCUAGUGGGGUGGACCAAGACAGACGGCUUGAUCUUCUCGCAGAUCGGUGCACCACCAGGGACGCCCGUUUCGGAUCUGAAGGACAUCACGGAUGAGCUUUUCCGAGACGGAAGCAAGGCAAUCGCAGAGAAGUGGAAGGUUGAUGGCCACGACGUCACCACAUUCGAGAUGAACUGGUCGCCACCUCAUCUCGAGCUAGGGCCAACGCACUGCACGGAUCUGCCACUCGUUUUUGGGACACAGACGUGGAGGGCCUCCCCGUUUCUGAGUGAAGAUAGUAUACCCGAGUGGGACGCUCGAGGAAAGAGGUGGAGGCAGGCUCUUGGAGAAUUCGUUAAGAAAGGGACAAGGAUUGAGACAACCGACGGCAUCGAGGUCUUCUAAGAGAAUUGCAGAAAGUAUGUAUUACAUCACUUGUUUUCCUAUUCAUACUAGGAGAAUAUAGCUAGCCUACUGGCUGCAAAUAUUUACUAGUCUUAAUGUUUUUCUCGUUC